UAAGAACAAGAUAUAGCCAAAAGAGUUUUCGUUCUCUCUCUCUCUCUCUCAAGCAGAGAACAAACAAAAGAGAAAACCUCGAUCAGAGUUUCAGACCCAAUAAACGGUCGAAGUCAAAGCCCAUCUGUGUAUAACACCGUCCCUCCUUCUUUCUCUAUCCACCAACCUGACAGGUUUGCCUUUGCCAUUCUUCCAUUCUUCUCUUCUAGUUGUCCUCUUGAACAAAAAUAAAAAAAUUGAGUCUGCGAAUCCUCCUCUUGAAUCUUCUUUUUCUUCGGUUGAAAAUUUGUUCCUUGGUCUCAUCUUGAUGUACAUGGAAGAAACUGGAAAACCCAGUUCAGAACUAUUGAGAAUUCAAGUGGGUUUUGCUGGACAUCGGUUUCUGUUCUGAAAUCAUCCCUUUCUCCUAUUAAUUGGCUUAGAGGGUUUUCUUUGUGUAUUUAGAGAUGGGCGUUGGAGGUUUCUGGGUGCUUGUUAUUUUUCUAUGGUUUUGUUUCCAAAUUCAGGUCUUGAAUUCUCAGAAGGGGUCCUGCAAUCCAAAUGACUUAAAAGCAUUGCAGGGUUUCUUGAAUGGUUUGGACUCAGGGAUUCCUGGGUGGAGUAGCAAUUCAUCUACUGAUUGUUGUGACUGGGUUGGCGUUCGGUGCGAGGAGGUGAGGAGUUCAACGAGUUCUGAAGAAAGGGUAGUAAAAUUGGAUCUUGGGAAUAGAAAAUUGAAAGGUAAAUUAUCCGAGGACUUGGCUGGUUUGGAUCAUCUGCAGUCUCUGAAUCUUUCUAACAAUUUGCUCAGAGGUACUCUUCCGCCCAAACUGUUCCAUUUGCAGAGUUUAAGGGAGCUGGACUUAAGUUAUAAUGACUUGUAUGGCUUGAUGCCGGUUGAUAUUGAUCUACCCUUCCUCAACGUUCUCGACCUGUGUGGAAACUCAUUGAAGGGUGACAUUGCCACGGGUAUCUGUAAGACUGCCACUCAAAUUCAAUCCAUCGAUCUCUCCAUGAACUAUUUCAAUGGAAGUAUUCCCGCAGGUUUCGGUAAUUGUUCUUCUUUGCAGAAUCUCAGUCUCAGCUCGAAUUAUCUUUCUGGGAGUUUGCCCAACGAUUUAUUUUCACUGCAAAAGUUGAGCCGGUUGUACCUUCAGGAAAACAUACUCUCUGGGUCGCUCAGUGAUGGAAUCGGUAAGCUUUCAAACCUGGUUGAGUUGGAUAUCUCCAUGAAUGGGUUCUCGGGACCUCUCCCGGAUGUUUUCAAUAAGCUUGGUCAAUUACAACGUUUUUCAGUCCAUUCAAAUAAUUUUAAUGGUAGUUUGCCCGAUUCGUUGACGAAAUCCCCCUCACUCAACCUGCUUAAUCUUCGGAACAAUUCACUGAGAGGUCCAAUUAGUUUUAAUUGUUCAUUCAUGGUUAACCUUGCCUCCCUUGAUCUCGCUUCUAAUCGAUUUCAGGGCCCCCUUCCUGAUAGUCUCUCCUCCUGCAAAACAUUGAGAAACGUAAAUCUUGCUCGUAACAAUUUCACGGGUCAGAUCCCUGAGAGCUUCAGGAACCUUGAGGCCCUCACUUACCUUUCGCUCUCAAAUACAAGCCUGAGUAAUAUUGCAGCUGCUCUUGAGAUUCUACAACAUUGCAAAAGCUUGACUACAUUGGUUCUUACGCGGAACUUCCGAGGGGAAGAAUUGCCUGGAGAUAUGAGUCUGAAUUUUAGUGGCCUGAGGGCUCUAGUCAUUGCUUCUUGUAGCCUCACCGGUUCAAUCCCAACAUGGGUGAGAAGCAGCGGAAAUUUACAGUUAUUGGAUCUAUCAUGGAACCGAUUGCAUGGAACCAUUCCAAACUGGUUGGGCGAGCUAAAGUUUCUCUUUUACUUGGAUUUAUCUAACAAUACGCUUUCUGGAGAGAUCCCUGAAAGCUUGACUAAUCUAGAGAGCCUCAUCAGCCGCAAUAUCUCACUCGAAGAACUCUCCCCUGACUUUCCCUUUUUUAUGAAACGAAAUCAGAGUACAAGGGCAUUGCAGUAUAAUCAGAUUUUGAGCUUCCCUCCAUUAUUGGACCUUAGCUAUAACAACCUCACUGGACCGAUCUGGCCAGAGUUUGGAAAACUAAAAAAGCUCCAUGUCUUGGAUUUGAAAUGGAACAAUCUCUCUGGAUCCAUUCCCAGUGAGUUGUCGAUGAUGUCAAGCUUGGAGACCUUGGAUCUGUCCCAUAACAAUCUAUCAGGAAUUAUACCCCCUUCUUUGGUCAAUCUCAGUUUUCUCUCCAAGUUCAGUGUUUCUUUCAACCACCUGUCUGGAAAAAUACCAUUGGAAGGUCAGUUCCUAACCUUCCCAAAUACAAGCUUUGAAGGCAACCCGGGUCUUUGUGGUGAGCACUAUUCCCCUUGUCAUGAUGAUGGUUCUAAUCAGAUUCCUCUUGCUUCACCUGGCAAACAAAAGCUAAACAAAGCGAGUAUUAUUGGAAUGUCAAUUGGAAUUGCAUUUGGGACAAUCUUUCUUCUCACACUCAUGUUCUUGAUCAUGAUAAGGACGCAUGGCCGGAGGAAUGAAGAUCCUGAAAAAGAGGACAUUGAUGCCAAAAACAAGGAUCUUGAACAAUUGGGAUCAAAAUUGGUGGUUCUGUUCCAAGAUAAGGAUAACAAUAAAGAGCUCUCCAUUGAUGACCUGUUGAAAUCCACCAAUCACUUUGACCAAGCUAAUAUUAUAGGGUGUGGAGGCUUUGGUCUUGUAUACAAAGCUACCCUUCCAUAUGGGAAGAAAGUAGCAAUCAAACGCCUCUCUGGUGACUGUGGUCAGAUGGAUAGAGAAUUUCAAGCUGAAGUACAAACCCUUUCAAGAGCACAGCAUGGGAACCUUGUCCUCCUUCAAGGUUAUUGCAUAUAUGGUAAUGACAGGCUAUUAAUCUAUUCUUACAUGGAGAAUGGGAGCCUGGACUAUUGGUUACAUGAGAAGAUUGAUGGGGCUUCCUCACUAGACUGGGAGACAAGGCUUCGAAUAGCUCAAGGGGCUGCAAGGGGCUUGGCUUACUUGCACCAAUCCUGUGAGCCUCAUAUCCUACAUCGGGACAUCAAGUCAAGUAACAUCCUUCUAGAUGAGAACUUUGAAGCACAUUUGGCUGAUUUUGGACUUGCUAGGCUUAUAUUUGCUCAGGACACCCAUGUUUCCACAGAUCUAGUGGGGACACUGGGCUACAUUCCUCCUGAAUAUGGCCAGGCUUCAGUUGCCACUUAUAAGGGAGAUGUUUAUAGUUUUGGUGUUGUUCUCCUGGAGCUUCUCACGGGGAAGAGGCCUAUGGAUAUGUGCAAGCCAAAAGGGUGUCGGGAUUUGAUUUCAUGGGUGCUUCAGAUGAAGAAAGAGAAGAGGGAAACUGAGAUUUUUGAUCCAUUCAUCUAUGACAAGGAAAAUGACAAGGAAAUGUUAAGAGUUCUUGAGAUUGCUUGUCUUUGCUUGAAUGAAACCCCUAAAGCAAGGCCUUCAACUGAGCAGAUAGUGUCUUGGCUUGAUGAUAUUAAUCUUGAUGGCUGACUGACAUAUGAAUCCAAGUGCAAUUGUUCUUGAUGGCUUCUGAAAUCACCAUCAAUGGUCUGGUUUUGAGCUUCCUCUUGGACUAGGCCCCCAGCUUCUGCAAUGACUCUGAUAUUGAAUGGAGAUCUGGUUGUAAAUACUUAUCUAUAUUCUUUAAUCUUCAGAGUUUUGUUUCCUGACAUGAAGGAGAGCAAUCUAACAAAGACGGAGAAAAAAAUCUCAAAAUUUGUAAGUUUCAUAUUUUAUAUUAGUUUUUAUUUGUGCUUUAGAUAAACGGUGCUUCUCAAACAUGUGUAAAAUAAAAAUACUGAAAUUUUCCUUAUA
Molecule: messenger RNA, 3830 nt
Organism: Nelumbo nucifera (sacred lotus)
Lineage: Eukaryota; Viridiplantae; Streptophyta; Magnoliopsida; Proteales; Nelumbonaceae
Gene: PSKR1
Product: phytosulfokin receptor 1
Biological process (GO): protein phosphorylation
Molecular function (GO): receptor serine/threonine kinase binding; protein kinase activity; ATP binding
Source: RefSeq, a predicted model, not a curated record